Molecule: messenger RNA, 2432 nt
Organism: Salvia miltiorrhiza (redroot sage)
Lineage: Eukaryota; Viridiplantae; Streptophyta; Magnoliopsida; Lamiales; Lamiaceae
Product: cucumisin-like
Exons: 10
Coding region: 61-2262 (733 amino acids)
Biological process (GO): proteolysis
Molecular function (GO): serine-type endopeptidase activity
Source: RefSeq, a predicted model, not a curated record
UACAAUACAUGCAAGAAAAAACACAGCUCAAAGCUCUUGUCCUCUCUUCAUCAUUUUCACAUGGCAGAUUCUGGAACUUGGCCUUCAUGGAAGGCACUUCUAUUCAUCGCUCUCUUCUCCAUGGUCAUUAGCUGCAGAGGGAACUCUGAUCAAAAGGUAUACGUGGUGUACAUGGGAGAGCUUCCGAGAGGCGACUUCUCUACGUCGGCACAUCACGUGAGCCUUCUGCAGGCGACUCUCGGAAGCAAAAGGGCGACGGAGUCUCUGCUCCACAGCUACAAGAGAAGCUUCAAUGGGUUCGUGGCCAAGCUGACCGAGGAUGAGAGGAAGAGAAUUGCUAGCUUGGAAGGAGUGGUGUCCGUGUUCCCUAGCACCAAAAAACAGUUGCACACGACGCGGUCAUGGGAUUUCAUGGGCUUCCCUAUCAACGCACAACGAUCCCAGACAGAGAGUGACGUCAUUGUCGGAAUGCUGGACACCGGAAUCUGGCCUGAGUCGCAGAGUUUCGACGACAAGGGCUUUGGUCCGGCGCCCACCAAAUGGAAGGGCACUUGCCAGUCCUCAUCUAACUUCACUUGCAACAACAAAAUUAUAGGAGCAAAGUACUAUCACAGCGAGGGCAACAUUAGUCCACCGGAUUUCCCAUCGCCAAGAGAUUCAGAAGGACAUGGGACGCACACGUCGUCCACGGCAGCCGGCGGGUCGGUUUCCGGGGCCAAUAUGUACGGCUUAGCGGCCGGAACAGCACGCGGAGGAGUGCCGUCUGCGCGCAUUGCAGUUUACAAGAUCUGCUGGUUCGAUGGGUGCUCCGAUGCAGACAUUCUUGCGGCAUUCGACGACGCCAUUGCUGACGGGGUCGACAUCAUCUCCAUCUCAGUGGGAGGCUCCUUUCCCUCCGAUUACUUCGAUGAUCCCAUCGCCAUCGGCGCAUUCCACGCCAUGAAACAUGGGAUUCUGACCUCCAAUUCCGCAGGUAAUUCGGGUCCCGACCCUGAGAGCAUCACCAAUUUCUCGCCUUGGUCCCUCUCGGUUGCAGCCAGCACCAUUGACAGGAAGUUCCUCGCCAAGGUCACCUUGGGAAACAACGCAUCUUAUGAGGGAGUAUCGAUAAACACAUUCAUCCUAAAGGAUACUAACAAUUACCCUUUAGUCUAUGGAGGAAAUGUGCCCAAUACUAGUGCAGGUUAUGAUGGAUCCACAUCAAGAUAUUGCGAACCUGACUCGUUGGACCAGAAACUAGUGGAAGGUACGAUUGUCCUCUGCGAUGCGCUGAGUGAUGCAGAUGGACCGGCGGCUGUGGGAGCAACCGGAGCUAUAAUGAACGGUGAUAUCUUCAACGAUUCCGCCUUCGCUUUCCCCCUGCCGGCAUCAUACUUGUCAUCACUUGAUGGUGCUCGUGUUUACAAUUAUAUCAACACAACAAGCAAUCCGACAGCAACCAUCUUCAAGACCACUGAAUUCAAUCAAACAGCUCCAUUUGUCGUUUCCUUCUCUUCAAGAGGCCCAAAUCCCAUCACAAAGGACAUUCUUAAGCCUGAUCUGACUGCACCGGGAGUGGACAUUCUAGCGGCAUGGUCGGAGGCUACUACGGUGACCGGAAUCCCCGGAGACGAGAGAGUAGUACCGUACAACAUCAUCUCCGGUACAUCCAUGUCUUGCCCUCACGCCUCCGCUGCAGCUGCGUACGUCAAAUCCUUCAACCCCACAUGGUCCCCUGCCGCCAUCAAAUCUGCUCUCAUGACCACAGCUGCAGUGAUGACCGUGAAGGCGAACUCAGACGGGGAGUUCGCAUACGGGUCCGGCCACAUUGACCCUGUGAAGGCGAAAUCCCCCGGUUUGGUGUACGACAUGGGGGAGGCCGACUACGUGAAGUUCCUGUGCGGCCAAGGUUACAGCAACAAGAACCUGCAGCUUGUUACCGGCGACAACUCCACAUGCACCGCGGCCAACAACGCCACGGCCUACGACCUCAACUAUCCUUCCUUCUCGCUGAGCGGCUCCGCCACCGCCGUCUUCCACCGGACUGUCACGAACGUGGGGUCCGCGACGUCCACGUACAAGGCUGCGGUGGCUGCGCCGUCGGGGCUGAGCGUGGGAGUCCAGCCUACCACUCUGUCGUUCACGUCGGUGGGGGAGAAGCAGAGCUUUGUUGUGACGGUGAAGGCGACGGUCACGAGUGGUAUGGCGUCGGGGGCUUUGGUGUGGGACGAUGGGACCUACCAAGUCAGGAGCCCUAUUGUGGCUUAUUCUCAUUCUUUCUGAGCUUUUAUUUAUUUCCAUUUUUUCAGAUUCUGUUGUUUCAACUGUCAAUCGGAAUAGGUUGGUUGUGUUUGUUAUUCUUUUGUUAUUUCGGCGCGUUUGGGAGUUGCUGUUGUAACAAGGGCAAGGAACUGUAUUUCAACGAAUGCUUAAACAAGCAUUUUUAUUUAUUU